GCCACGCGAAGCUUUCGACAAUCCCACCCACAAAGGACACACCGCAGCAUAUCAACAAUGAAGUCGCCGAAGAUGAUCGAGCUUGAUGGCCGGACUGGCGAGGGCGGGGGCCAACUCGUGAGGAUUGCCAUCGCCCUUGCCUCAGUGACGUCCAAACCAGUCAGGAUAACCAACGUGAGAGGCAACCGCUCGGGGCCGCGAGGAGGGGGGCUCAAAUCGCAGCACGUCACUUCGGUCGAGUGGCUAGCAAAGGCUACCAAUGCCGACGUGAAAGGUCUCGAUGUCGGCAGUAAGACUUUGGAAUUUUGUCCCAAGCGCGGACCAGGCGACCUGCUAGAGAGGAACAUCAAGAUCUAUGCUGAAUCACCUGCCGCCAGUGCGCUGCUCAUCUUACAGGCGGUCUUCCCCUUUCUCCUUUUCGCAGGCAAUGAAAGUGGAGAUCCUGUCGAGUUGACGAUUUCAGGGGGCACGAACGUGUCCUUCUCGCUGAGUUACGAGUAUCUGGACCAGGUGGUUCUGCCCACACUGGAGGCAUGGUUCAGUAUUCGAGUCCAGAGGAAUCUCGAAAGCAGGGGUUGGAGCGCGGGGCCCAAGUCGAGGGGUUCUCUGUGGUUCAAGAUUCACCCGCUUCCUCUGGGUACCACGCUCAAGCUAAAGGAUGAUGUCGGCACGAGCAGGGUUCACGAUGAUCUGGCAGUCCAAUCUGUGGACGCUACCAUCAUCACACCUGCAGAGCUCCAUGGCUCGCUAGAGAGCAUCUUGAGAGAAGACCUCACAAAUCUCUUUCCCCAGGCAGAGCUCAACUUCAAGCAGCCAGAAGACAGCAGACAUGAGUCUCGAAUCUACGUGCUCCUGGUAGCAAAAUCAGAAACACUGCGCUGGGGCCGAGACUGUCUCUAUAGUGGCAAGCGCAAGGGCAAGGGGCAAGAAAAGCUCUGCAAGGACGUCUCCAGAGCUGUGACGAAAGCUUUAGCCGACGAGCAAGCCGGGGUUGUGGAUGAGUACCUCCAGGAUCAGCUGGUCAUAUUCCAAGCGCUGGCCGAGGGGAGGACAAGCUUCCCAAGAUGGACUACCUAUAAGGACUGGAGCGAAGCUUGCGACGAGUCUAUCAGUGGUGUUGACGAGGAACUUGAAAAGCUGCAUAUGGACGGCGGGGGGCUUAAAAGGGACAGGGUGAGAGGACCACUGGGUGAUGUCGGAACCGACAGUACUCACACACAGACGGCACGGUGGGUGACUUCAGAGAUGUUGGACCCGACCAAACUCACAUGGUACAACAAAGGCACAGUCUGUGAAGGUAUCAGUCUCGAAUCAGGUUGCAGCAACACUCGGUAGACCUGUAAGCAGUGUGAUGAUUACGAUAGGAAUAAGACCUGUGCUAUCGUUUU
Molecule: messenger RNA, 1388 nt
Organism: Cryphonectria parasitica EP155
Lineage: Eukaryota; Fungi; Ascomycota; Sordariomycetes; Diaporthales; Cryphonectriaceae
Product: EPT/RTPC-like protein
Exons: 2
Coding region: 58-1335 (425 amino acids)
Biological process (GO): RNA processing
Cellular component (GO): nucleus
Molecular function (GO): RNA-3'-phosphate cyclase activity
Source: RefSeq, a predicted model, not a curated record